This is a messenger RNA of Liolophura sinensis, 1362 nucleotides long. RefSeq names its product ovarian abundant message protein-like. The transcript has a single exon. The record is from RefSeq and is a predicted model, not a curated record. Lineage: Eukaryota; Metazoa; Mollusca; Polyplacophora; Chitonida; Chitonidae. Bases 1 to 1362 code for a protein of 453 amino acids.
AUGUUCAUAGCCGAUGUGGCUAUCGCAGAAUACAUCGUGCUCAUAGCCGAUGUGCCUAUCACAGGAUAUAUCACGCUCAUAGCCGAUGUGCCUAUCACAGGAUAUAUCACGCUCAUAGCCGAUGUGCCUAUCGCAGAAUACAUCAUGCUCAUAGCCGAUGUGCCUAUCACAGGAUAUAUGAUGCCCAUAGCCGAUGUGCCUACCGCAGGAUACAUCAUGUUCAUAGUCGAUGUGGCUAUCGCAGAAUACAUCGUGCUCAUAGCCGAUGUGCCUAUCGCGGGAUAUAUCAUGGUCAUAGCCGAUGUGCCUAUCGCGGGAUAUAUCAUGCUCAUAGCCGAUGUGCCUAUCGCAGAAUACAUCAUGUUCAUAGCCGAUGUGACUAUAGCAGAAUACAUCGUGCACAUAGCCGAUGUGCCUAUCGCAGAAUACAUCAUGCUCAUAGCCGAUGUGCCUAUCACAGGAUAUAUGAUGCCCAUAGCCGAUGUGCCUACCGCAGGAUACAUCAUGUUCAUAGUCGAUGUGGCUAUCGCAGAAUACAUCGUGCUCAUAGCCGAUGUGCCUAUCGCGGGAUAUAUCAUGGUCAUAGCCGAUGUGCCUAUCGCGGGAUAUAUCAUGCUCAUAGCCGAUGUGCCUAUCGCAGAAUACAUCAUGUUCAUAGCCGAUGCGACUAUAGCAGAAUACAUCGUGCACAUAGCCGAUGUGCCUAUCGCAGAAUACAUCAUGCCCAUAGCCGAUGUGCCUAUCGCAGGAUAUACGAUGCUCAUAGCCGGUGUACCUAUCGCAGGAUAUAUCAUGUUCAUAGCCGAUGUGGCUAUCGCAGAAUACAUCGUGCUCAUAGCCGAUGUGACUAUAGCAGAAUACAUCGUGCUUAUAGCCGAUGUGACUAUAGCAGAAUACAUCGUGCUCAUAGCCGAUGUGCCUAUCGCAGAAUACAUCAUGCUUAUAGCCGAUGUGACUAUAGCAGAAUACAUCGUGCUCAUAGCCGAUGUGCCUAUCGCAGAAUACAUCAUGCCCAUAGCCGAUGUGCCUAUCGCAGGAUAUAUGAUGCUCAUAGCCGGUGUACCUAUCGCAGGAUAUAUCAUGUUCAUAGUCGAUGUGCCUAUCGCAGAAUACAUCAUGCUCAUAGCCGAUGUGCCUAUCGCAGAAUACAUCAUGCCCAUAGCCGAUGUGCCUAUCGCAGGAUAUAUGAUGCCCAUAGCCGGUGUACCUAUCGCAGGAUAUAUCAUGUUCAUAGCCGAUGUGGCUAUCGCAGAAUACAUUGUGCUCAUAGCCGCUGUGCCUAUCGCAGAAUACAUCAUGCUUAUAGCCGAUGUGCCUAUCGCAGGAUAUAUGACGCUCAUCGUCGAUGUACCUAUCGGAUGA